This is a messenger RNA of Branchiostoma floridae (Florida lancelet), 2121 nucleotides long. Its product is annotated as E3 ubiquitin-protein ligase MARCHF8-like. Lineage: Eukaryota; Metazoa; Chordata; Leptocardii; Amphioxiformes; Branchiostomatidae. Gene Ontology annotation, molecular function: zinc ion binding; MHC protein binding; ubiquitin protein ligase activity. Gene Ontology annotation, biological process: antigen processing and presentation of peptide antigen via MHC class II; immune response; protein polyubiquitination. The transcript has 2 exons. Gene Ontology annotation, cellular component: lysosome; early endosome membrane; late endosome membrane. The annotation marks the transcript as partial. The record is from RefSeq and is a predicted model, not a curated record.
AUUCCUCCAUUGACUGAUUCUCUCCCUCCCUCCCUCCUGUUACGGUUUGUGCACCAGGCAUGUUUACAGCAGUGGAUCAAGAGUUCCGACACCAAGAGCUGUGAGCUCUGUAGGUACAACUUUGUCAUGGACUCCAAACUCAAACCCUUCAGAAAGUGGGAGAAGCUGCAGAUGACGUCGAGCGAGCGUCGGAAGAUCGUGUGCUCGGUGACAUUCCACGCCAUCGCCAUCACGUGCGUGGUGUGGUCGCUGUACGUGCUGAUCGACCGCACCGCAGAGGAGAUCCGCCAGGGGGUGCUGGAGUGGCCGUUCUGGACUAAGCUGGUGGUGGUGGCCAUCGGGUUCACGGGCGGCCUGGUGUUCAUGUACGUGCAGUGUAAGGUCUACGUUCAGCUGUGGAGGCGGCUCAAGGCCUACAACAGGGUCAUCUAUGUGCAGAACUGUCCCGAGGGGGGUGGGGACAACGGGAACAGCCUCCCCAGGAACAAGAGCGUGUCGCCCGUGCCCAACGGGGUGGCCGUCAUGGAGGACUCGCAGACCGCCACGUCGCAAGACGCGGGGCAGAACGCGUAGUCAACCGUCUCGUUCCGUGCCAGCGUUGCCAUAGUUACUGAUGAGGAAUUUCACAAAAUUUAUAUAUAUUUCUGUCACGAGAGGACAGAGGGAAGACAGUUUUCUGAAGGCAAAAUGUUGAAAGAGGUUAGAAUUAUAUAUUAAUUAAGAUGAUAUAAAGAGAGCGGACUCUUCUUGUGAAAGAGUGUAUGAAAGGUGACCUUCCAAUCUGUGUAUAAAAAUGUAAAAGAUGAAGGUCGCACAGAAUGUCCGUCCCCGCUACAGAAUGGACUCUUCCAAAUCGAGCCAUCUGCAUAUGUGUGACGCCGCCUGCUAAAGGCGUAGUCAUGGUAACCGUGGUCACGGCAACUGUUGUCGCGGCAAUCGCAUCAGUGAACGGUGACGGUAACGACGACGUCCCCAACAUAAAUCCUAAAGUCUAUUUUUGUAAAGAAACCGGCUGAACGCUGCGUGCUGCCAUCUUGUGUAGAAACUGUUCUGACUAUAGAGAAGAGUUUGACCCUAUCCUGGUACCUACAUGACUGUAUCGGUAGCCUCAGCUAUAACUAAUGGGGAGGGGGGCAGCACAGCUAACUCUACUAACUCAUACCUUUGUAUGUUCCCAGCGUUUCUGACAGUUUUGUGUUUUUAUGCCAAAGUCCUGGCUACUGACACUGCUUUAUUUAUCCUGUCCUGCUGAAGUAGCCUUAGAUAAUGGCCACAAAUUGUGUCAGUUUCGGGGGUGUGGCAAGUUAAAAAUGGCUACACCACCCCCAUGCUUGUCUAGCACAGCGUAACACAAGGAGCUUUACCAUUUUAUCUACUGAAACAGCUAUGGAGCUGAUAUUGCCCUUGCCAUUUUAACAUCCAUCCUUUCUUGCUACAUCAAAACUGCCACAAACUUCGCUAUUUAUACGUGUAACUUGUAAACUUGUACGUUUGUGAAUACAUGCAUGUAUAGUGCAGUAAGACUGCAUUCUUUAAAGCUUCAUGUGUUCAUGAUUUUCUUAUAUGUAAAUUACAGAACAUUGUAUAUGUCUGGCUACAUGUAAUAUAAGUUAAACUUGAUUUAGACUAUAGUAGCUACAAUAUACAGAGAUUUUCCAAUUUUAGACUUUGAUGUGUCUGUUGAAACCAAUUACCAACCAAGCCUCAAAUAACUUUUUUGUCAUAACGAGCUCUAAAGUUGAAAAAAAAACAACUCUUUUUCAAGCAGCCCUACUAUAGUGUUUAAUCACUGUCUUAUGCUUCAUAACAGCAACUUGACCAAGCUUGCAUUUUUUUUUUACCUUUGAUACUGCAAUGUGUUUUAUAUUGAUAUUUGUAAGCACAACUUACAUGUAGCUACAGCAAGUUGCAGACUGCUGGUGUGGUUUUCACCCCAGAUUAUUGCCUAACUGACCAAGAAAUUUAGCAGGUUAAAGUAUGAAAUCAACUACUGUUGUGCACUAAACACAAUAUUGUAAAAGGUGGGGUUUGGAGAUUUCAACUUUCAUAAAAAUGUAGCUUGUAGGACUCAAUCAGGUGAUGAAGACCCAUGUUUUCUCCAUGCUAUUGAUAUUAUGAAAG